AUGCGCCUCGCCUUCAUUCUACUAGCAGCCACGGCGUGUUUUCUGGCAGGAACUGGAGCGCUGGCAGUCACCGACGUCUCUGCUCAAGACCACGAAAGCGUGCGAACAUUCCUGCGUAAAGGACAAGUUGGCGAAUCAAAUGAGGACCGUCGCCUGUCGGAUGUGGAGAACGAAGAGAGGCGUUUGUCGGGCAGAGAUACGAAGGGGUUGGCCAAGAUUUCCGAAAAGGUUUUCAAGAGCAGCAAGGCGGAAAAGCUGGCCCAAGAACUGAGUAAGAAGCACGUGCACCCGUUCCCUCCACCUCGCAUCAAGGAGCUGGCUGACGGCAAGUUGCUGGUGAUCCCUCGCCAGUUCGGCAAGUAA
This is a messenger RNA of Phytophthora sojae, 363 nucleotides long. RefSeq lists its product as hypothetical. The transcript has a single exon. The record is from RefSeq and is a predicted model, not a curated record. Lineage: Eukaryota; Oomycota; Peronosporomycetes; Peronosporales; Peronosporaceae. The coding region runs from base 1 to 363 and encodes 120 amino acids.